ACUUGGAAGAUAAAAAAACAAUAACACAAAAAUGGGAGCGAAAAAGGCGAGUCACAAGGUGGUUGAAUCUACAAAGUUGGAUUGUUUGCUGUUUCAAGUGUUGGUCAAAGGCUUCGGCUGGGAAGUUUUCUUCUCUUACCUCUGUGAAGUUUUCUCGGACAUAUUAAAAUUUACUGGACUGUUGUUGUUCAGAGAGCUGAUCCGACACGUUGAAGAAAAGACGCUAGAACCAACCUGGCAUGUUUACUUUCUCUCUCUGGCCAUACUGGUCGCAUCUUGGUGCCAAACCAUUUUCUAUCACCAACAUCUUCACCUCGCUAUGACAUCAGGGAUGAGGAUGAAAACAGCUCUCAUGGCGGCCGUUUAUAAAAAGAGCUUGAGUAUCAACUCAAGACAUCAAGACCAGAGAGAUGGUGGUGAGGUCAAACAUUUUUCUGACUGUGAGAGCGUGCAGAAGUUCAUGAGUUAUUCCUCCAUGGUAUGGUCAAUCCCAUUUCAGAUCUUUCUGGCAUCUUAUUUACUUUGGAGCACUAUUGAUCUACCUGCAUUGUCAGGUGUGGGUUUGUUCCUGCUACUUGUGUUUUUCUCUGGGCUAACAGAAUACCUGCAACAGUACAUGGAGAGGAAGGAUGAAUCUUGGAAGGACAAAAAGCUAAAAAAUCUACCCCAAACAAAUGCUGAGGAACUCAAUGUUGAGUACAAAAUACAAAUGAAUGCUAUAACAGAGUUAUCUAUUGUGAAAGCUGCUAGAAUUUUAACAAGAACCUGUGCACCUUGUCUGGUGUGCUCUGUAACUUUUGCUACACAUUGUAUAGUCUACCCGGAUGUGCCUUUAACUGCACAAAAAGCCUUUGUGACAUUGGCAGUAUUAGCUUACUUGCAGUCUACUUUUGAAGUAUUUCCAGAGUUUGUCUCAGGAAUCAUGCAGGUGGUCGCUGCAGUGUCCAGAAUAGAAAGUUAUUUAUGUGGACCAGAAUUGGAUCAGUCACUCAAUAAUAGGCUUGUUACGAAAGAUGUUGCUGUAAGGAUACAUCAGGGAUUAUUUACAUGGGACUCCAAUGAAAAAUUCAGAUUAAGUGGAAUAGACCUUGACAUUCCAAGAGGAUUACUUGUGGCAGUUGUGGGACCUGAAGGCUGUGGGAAGACAUCUUUACUGUCUGCUAUAUUGGGAGAAAUGGAAUGUCUGCAAGGUCAAGUUCAGACAGCUGGUAAAUCUGCUUAUGUUCCUCAAGUGCCAUGGAUUCAGAAUUGUUGUCUAAGAGAAAAUAUUUUGUUUGGUGAAACUUUAAAUGAAGAAAAGUAUUUGCAGAUUAUUGAUGCUUGUACUCUUGAAAAGGAUAUUGAAAAUAAUUUUCAUAAUGGGGAUAAUACAGAAAAUGCUAAAAUGAAAAUGAACAAUGAUUCUUUGCAAAUACAGUGUGAAUAUAUAAGCAGAGACCAGCAACAAAAAAUCAGUGUUGCCAGAGCCCUGUAUUCCAAUGCUGAUCUCUACCUAUUUGAUGACCCUUUGUGUGAUGUCAGUAGCCAUGAUGCGAAACACAUAUUUAAACAUGUUUUUUCUAGUAACGGAAUUUUAAAAAGCAAGACACGCAUUCUGGCUACCAGUGAGGUUCAAUGGCUGCCUCUUGUUGAUUUGAUCAUCUACAUACAAGAGGGAAAUAUUUUAGAAAUGGGCUCUUACAUGGAGCUAAUGAGGAAAAAUGAAAACUUUGCCAAGUUUUCUCUAUCCAAGCUAACAGAGGAACCAGAAUUAAAGUCUGCCAUUCAAGAGGAUGAAGAAGUUAAAGAAAUAAAGAUGAAAAUGAGGGAACAUAGAAAACUAAUAGCCAACCAAUCAAAAGACAUUAAAUUAGAGGAGUAUAAUCAUAGCGUCAAACAAAAUGGUUUGGAAAGAAUGGAAUGCUGGAGCUGCUCCAUACCAGCGAAACUUAAAGAUACUAAGAAGGGACACAACCACUUUUCCCCUUUUGCUUUAGCAGCCAAAGACCAGGGCAUGCAAGGAGAUGACAAGCUAGGAAAUAUUAACCAUCAAGUAUUUCAAACUUGUUUUAAAAAUGUAGGCAGCAUGAGAAUACUGAUCAAUUGUAUUCUUUUCGCUCUAUUUCAGGCAUCAAGUCUUUUGGCUGAUGUAAAAUUAGCUCAAUGGACAGGUGAUUCUGAGAUUCAGACAGGUAAUUUAUCAGCACCUGAAGUUCAUCUAAAACAUCAGAGGUAUUUUACAGAGUAUGCAGUUCUUAGUAUUGCACAAGUACUGAUUGUUUUAGUCUGCUUAGGAACUAUCAGAAGGCGAAGUGCUACAUCUUCAAAUCAAACUUUAAUGUUAAAUAAAAACAUGGAAUCAUCGGACACUUCAACAAAAGCACAAUAUAAAAAUCUGAAUAUUAAAGAAUCAUAUGAACCGGAUGACAAAUUUCCUCAAAUAAUGUUAAUGUGGAUUCUGUGUGUGUUCUCUGUGAUGGUGAAGCUGACUGUUAUCUGCAUUUUUGUACCAAAGUUUAUUGUUGCCAUAGUGCCACUGCUGUUUGCAUAUCUGGCUAUUCAAAGAUUUGUUGUGCCAGCUUCUCAAGAACUCAACAGACUGGAGGCAGCCUCAAAACUUUCAAUUUUCUCUUAUUUUUCUGAGACACUGAAUGGAUGUCAUGUGAUCAGGGCAUUUGAUGCUAAAAAUAGAUUUUAUCAGACAUUUACUAAGCUCAUCGACCACAAUAAUGUAUUCUACUUUGCCAACAUUACAGCCAAUAGAUGGCUUGGAGUUUGGAUUGAAGCAGUGAGCAGCCUAGUUGUGUUUUUUACUGCUGUGUUUUCUCUAUCAACUCAUGAAAUUAAUGCUUCAUCAUUUGGUUUCUUUGUUGUCUGUGCUUUGCAGCAAAGAAACAAAUAUAAUACAAGCAAUGCUAUAAAAAAAGAUGAGACUAAACAAGACGAGGGAACUUAG
Molecule: messenger RNA, 2935 nt
Organism: Physella acuta
Lineage: Eukaryota; Metazoa; Mollusca; Gastropoda; Physidae
Product: multidrug resistance-associated protein 1-like
Biological process (GO): transmembrane transport
Cellular component (GO): membrane
Molecular function (GO): ABC-type transporter activity; ATP binding; ATP hydrolysis activity
Source: RefSeq, a predicted model, not a curated record